UAAAUGAGUGAUAAACAACAAAAGACAUCAACUUGGUGGGGGUGAUUUUGUCAUCUCAUCUUUCUCUCUCUUCAUAACACAAAUGGGCUCUGUCUCUUCUCCAUCCUACUCCUUUCUUUAAUACCAAACAACCUCUCCUCUCUUUGCUUUUUUCUACUUCAAAUGCUCAACAAAAACCAAAAUAUAGCCUUAGACAUACCCAUGGAGCUUUCUUCUGAUCAUUUUCCCUCUUUAAAACCAAACCCAAAUGAUGAACAUCAUCAUCUUUCAACUCAACCCACACCAGAAGAAGCACCUUCCAAAAAAAGAAAAGUUGUGCAAAAGACUGUGGUUACUGUAAAGAUUGGGUCUAAAAAAGCUGCAAUAGGGAUAGGGAAGGUGAAGAAUGAAGGUCCACCUCCUGAUUUUUGGUCUUGGAGAAAAUAUGGCCAAAAACCCAUCAAAGGAUCUCCAUAUCCAAGGGGGUAUUAUAGAUGUAGUACAACAAAGGGAUGUUCAGCAAAAAAACAAGUAGAGAGAUGCAAAACAGAUGGUUCAAUGUUCAUCAUAACAUACACUUCAAGCCAUAACCAUCCAGGUCCCAACAUCUCCACUCUGAAUUUGGAUCAAAACCAAGAAGAGAUUCAACCACAGCCGUUGGAUCAAGAUGAUCAAGAUCUUGUUCCAAAUCAAGGGCUAGAAAAGCAAGAUCAAGAUCAUAAUAAUGAUGAGAAAAACAGCAUUAUUAGUCCAAGUGAAGAAGAAGAAGAAGAAGAAGAAGAAGAAGAAGAAGAAGAAGAAGAAGAAGAGGAAGAAGAAGAAGAAGAAGAACCAUUAUUAGCUAUGGAAGAUGAGGAGAAAAAGGGAAUUUUAAAGGUAAAGGAGUGUUUGGAAGAACCAAUUUCUUCUUCUUGUUCUCAUGAGAUCAUAAAUUUGUCAGCAACAACAAAAAAAUCAGAAAUAGAAAAUCAUGAUCAUUUCUUUGAUGAGCUUGAAGAACUGCCAACACCUCCACCUUUCUCAAGCUAUUUUUUUGAUGAAAUUAGGAUUUCUGCUGCCCCUUCUUGAUGUUAGUGCUGUUUUUCUAGUGCUUAAUUCCCUUUUGCUCUUAGAUAUAUGUGCAUAUUAUAAUCAUAAUCAAGUCUCUUUUUUCUCUCUAAUUUUUCCCUUUCUUUUU
Messenger RNA from Benincasa hispida (wax gourd), 1156 nucleotides. RefSeq lists its product as uncharacterized. Gene Ontology annotation, cellular component: nucleus. The record is from RefSeq and is a predicted model, not a curated record. Lineage: Eukaryota; Viridiplantae; Streptophyta; Magnoliopsida; Cucurbitales; Cucurbitaceae. Gene Ontology annotation, molecular function: DNA-binding transcription factor activity; transcription cis-regulatory region binding. Gene Ontology annotation, biological process: regulation of DNA-templated transcription.